Molecule: messenger RNA, 1634 nt
Organism: Diorhabda sublineata
Lineage: Eukaryota; Metazoa; Arthropoda; Insecta; Coleoptera; Chrysomelidae
Gene: Fkbp39
Product: 46 kDa FK506-binding nuclear protein
Exons: 7
Coding region: 183-1322 (379 amino acids)
Cellular component (GO): nucleolus; chromatin
Molecular function (GO): macrolide binding; peptidyl-prolyl cis-trans isomerase activity
Source: RefSeq, a predicted model, not a curated record
GUAGUUCUGUGACCGUUCUGUCAACGUAUUCAAUUUUAACCUAUCUGCAAUUUCCCACCUUUUUCUUCGCAUUCAUUAGUAAAAGUACGUUAGAAAAGUACUUAAAUACCGGUUAACGAACAAAAACUAUUACUUUAUCGAAUAAUUCUAUUUAAAUAUAUUAAAAUUAUACCGAAUUAAAAAUGUUUUGGGGUUUAAUUAUGGAGCCGCAUAGGCGGUACACACAGGUUGUUAAAAAGCCUUUUCACAUCUCGAUGGCUUCGUUAGAUCUUUCUACGUCUUCUGAGGAACCAGCUCAAAUAAUGUGCGGUUUUCAAGGCAGAAAUUAUCUAUUAUGUACCCUUCGCAAACCAGAUAUGCUGCAAUGUCCUUUAGAUCUCAAUUUCGAGAUUGGAGAUGAACUUUCUUUGGCAACUAAUGGAAAAUGUCACAUACAUCUGACUGGUUAUUUAAUAGAAACCGGAAUAGAUGAUCUAGAAGAAGAGGAAGAUGAUGAUGAAGAAGUCGAAGAGGAAGAACAAGUCGAGGAAAAACCUACUAAGAAGAAAAGUAAAAGAAACAAAGCAGAGUCAAAGAAUGGACCUCCUUCUAAAAAAGUAAAAUCUGAUAAACAAAAACCAGCAAAAUCGGAUGAAGAUGAAGAUAGCGAUAUUGAUGUAAACGCUCUUUUAAGCAAUACUUUUGAUAGCGAUGAAGAUGAUGAAACUUUCAACAACUCCGACUUGGAAGAAGAUGGCGAGGAAGAAGCAGAAGAAGAGGAGGAUGAAGAAGACGAAGAAGGAGAGAAUGAAUGGGAGGAUGAAGCAGGUAGCUCUUUAAGUGAAAGUGAGGAUGAGACACCACAACAAUCGAAGGCGAAUAAGGGAAAAGUUAACGGAACUCCGCAGAAACAAGAACAACAGAAAGAUAAGAAAAAUAAGAAGAAUCAACAACAGCAGCAAGCCAAGCCGGAGAAAAACGCUUCCCCUAAAAAGGAAUCUCCUAAAAAAGUUCUCCAAAACGGUCUUAUUAUUGAAGAUUUGAAAGAGGGACAAGGGGCACCUGUGAAAUCUGGUAAAUUUGUUACUGUAUAUUACGAGGGAAGACUGAAGAGUAAUAAUAAAGUUUUCGAUUCAACCAAACAAGGUCAAGGUUUUAGUUUCAGAUUAGGUGGCGGAGAAGUGAUCAAAGGAUGGGAUCAAGGUCUUUUAGGAAUGAAGAUCGGUGGUAAGAGAAGAAUAACCUGUCCACCAAAUAUGGCAUACGGUGCCAAAGGUUCUCCACCAGCCAUUCCGGGAAAUUCCACUCUGGUAUUUGAAGUCGAACUAAAAAAAGUUCGUUGAUUUUCCAUAUACAUGUAAUCAUUUUUUUUUUUAAUAAUAUCAGCAUUUUUUACAAUCAUUUUUCGUAUGGAAGUUUUUAAUCGUUAUUGACCCAUUUUUUUUAAAUUCGCAUUCCCAAAUUGUAUCCGGUGAUUUUUCAUUUUAUUAAUAUAAGUGUACAUCGUCGAUUAAAUACAAUUAAAAAUUUUUUCUUAUAAUGUGCACUGGAUGGAAAAAAAUUGUUUUUUCACUAUGUUAUAUCUAGGUUUUAAUGAUAUAAAAUGUAUUUGAUUAGCUUAUGUGUUGAAAUAAAUCUAUUUUGUAUUGAAUCAA